Molecule: messenger RNA, 1571 nt
Organism: Ipomoea nil (Japanese morning glory)
Lineage: Eukaryota; Viridiplantae; Streptophyta; Magnoliopsida; Solanales; Convolvulaceae
Product: vinorine synthase-like
Exons: 4
Coding region: 62-1405 (447 amino acids)
Source: RefSeq, a predicted model, not a curated record
CAAGCCAACACAAAAGAGUAAAACUAUUAUAUCAUUGAUAAACUUACUCCAUCAAAUAACCAUGAAAAUUGAAGUUCGCAGAAGAGAUAUAAUCAAGCCAUCUUCUCCAACUCCUCAAAGUCUCAGAACUUACAACUUCUCCAUUGUGGAUCAGCUCUCUGUGAACGUCAAGAUCCCCUACGUCCGCUUCUACGACUCCCCAGGUAGCUCAAGAGACUACAAUGGCGUCGUUGACGAGCUCAAGAAAUCUCUCUCCCAGACGCUUUCGCUCAUGUACCCGCUGGCCGGAAGGAUCAAGGAGGACCGAUCAUCAAUCGAAUGCAACGACCAAGGCGUCGAGUUUAUUGAAGGUGAUGUUGCAGAGAGCCUGAGUUCUUUCCUGGAAAAUCCUGAUUUUGAGAUGAUCAGAGAGAUGGUUCCCUGUAAUCCUUUUACUGGGGCGUUCGAGCCCAACCCCGACGGAAGAGUUCUGGUCAUUCAGGUGAAUCGGUUUAGCUGCGGCGGAAUAUCGGUCGGGUUGAUCAUGUCUCACGCCAUAGGCGAUGGCGCCUCCAUCAGCGUGUUCGCCAACACUUGGGCCAGGAUCAACCGCGGUUGCGCCGUCGUGGACGACGGCGGGUUCAUCUUCGACGCAUCUAAAAUCUUCCCGCCGGUGAAGAACACCGCUGAUCUUGAUCAAUUCGCCAGGGUGGCCAGAGGGGCUGCAGAGUCUCAAGAGAAAUACGUGGUGCGAAGAUUCUACAUUCCCGCCUCCGCCAUAGAUCAACUCAGGGAGCAAUUACGUCUCAUCUCUCAUUACCGCCCCUCCCGCGCAGAAGCUCUUAUAGCGGUCGUAUGGGACGCGGUGAUCGCCGCAAAUCAAAAAAGACACAAGGGACGUAUAAACCUCCACGUCUUAACCAGCAUCCUCAACCUGCGGAACAGGAUGGAGCCGCCGUUCCCGGAAAACUGUCUGGGAAACAACACCUACGGCGCCACAGUCCAUUGGAACCAACCCACGGAAGGAAACCCCAGCCGCCACGCCCUGGCGCUGAAAUUCCGCGACGCAAUCCGGGGCGUCAACGACGAAGCUGCGAGGAGGCGAUACGGCAAAGGGGGAUUCCUGCACACCGCGCUGCCCAUAAUGAGCGAAAUCAUCAAGCACGAAGGGUCCAAGAAGAACAUGUACUGCCUUUACACCAGCAGCCUGCUGGGGAUGCAGGUUUACGCGGCGGAUUUCGGGUGGGGGAAGCCCAGAUGGGCGGUGAAUGCGCAGGUGAUGAAAGAUUCGGUGGUUUUUAUGGAGGGGAGAUUUGGGGGAGUUGAUCUGUGGAUGGGAUUGCCAGAGGAGCUUAUGAACAUAGUCAUGAAAAACCCACAGUUUGUUGAGUUUGUUUCUGCUGGUUUUUCUAAAUCAAAGCUAUGAAUUGAAUGGUUGAAGAAGACGAUGACUAUAGAGCAUGAUCUAUCUAUGCCUUAAUGUUCAAGUUUAAUCUUUAUUUAAUUUCUUUUGAAUAAUAAAUGAUUUUUUUUUUUUUUUUUUUUUUUGGAAAAGAGGCAACGGAAAUUCAAAUCUAAAUAAAUGUUGAGUG